Messenger RNA from Cyprinus carpio (common carp), 1306 nucleotides. RefSeq names its product 8-oxo-dGDP phosphatase NUDT18-like. Bases 90 to 902 code for a protein of 270 amino acids. The record is from RefSeq and is a predicted model, not a curated record. NCBI's taxonomy places the organism in Eukaryota, Metazoa, Chordata, Actinopteri, Cypriniformes, Cyprinidae. The transcript is spliced from 3 exons. Gene Ontology annotation, molecular function: magnesium ion binding; 8-oxo-GDP phosphatase activity; 8-oxo-dGDP phosphatase activity.
GUGGAGACGCUUUUGAAGGGAGAGGGACUGGAAGUGACCGAGCUUCACUUCGCUCCUGAAGAGAAGAAGCCAGUCACGCGCAAAAACGCAUGCUUUGCUGUCUGCGCGGUCAUCUUCAACUCGAAGGUCGUAUGGAAGAUGGUGAAAGUAUUGAAGAAGCCCUAAAGAGAGAGGUGCAAGAGGAGGCGGGAAUAGACUGUCAGCCAAUCACAUUGCUGCAGAUUCAAGAAAAAGGGCCAAGCUGGAUCCGCUUUGCUUUUCUAGCAGAGAAAACAGGGGGCUCUCUGAAGACGCCAGAAGAAGCAAACGCCGACUCGCUACAAGCUCAGUGGUACGAUCGCGAAUCUCUGCCUAAGAAUAUCCGUAAACGUGACAUUUUCACCCUCAUUGAUGCUGGGAUAAGAUAUCGCCAAAGUCCCUGGUUCUGUGAGUUACAGCCUGUCGACUUUCCCUGUGACAUCGUCUGCCAAAGGCUUCUUCUCGCAUUCACCUCCAGCGACGCUAACCCUGAAAACGCUGAUGAAGAACACAUGUGGCUGUUGCUGAGUAAAGACUCCCAACUUCCUGUUGCGGCCUCCGUUGAAGCACAAACCCUCGCAUUCACAGCAAAAAAGCUGGUUAAGUAUUGCAUGCCGUCCAUUUAUGAGCAGCUAAGUGUGAACACCUGUGGGAUUCUGGGAGUGCAGCACAACGGGAGAGCCCCCGGCCAAACUGAUGGAGUCUGUUUAAACACUCUUGUGCUGCUGGAGUAUAAUGAGGAAGAGGAGGAAAUCAGUCUCAGCAGUCCACCCAAACUAGAGGAUGCUGGUUUCAGAUGGCAUGAAGUGACCAAUCAGAGCCUGAGGACUGAGAUACUGCAGAAGAUUCAGGAAGGCUCUGUCCUGCCUGUUCAGAGCAUAUGAAUGGGAACAGAAUAGCUUCUCCUGGAUUCUUUACUGAAGACGUUUAACACUCAUGGUGCUCUGAAGUGUAUUUUUGCUCUAGCUAUGGUUUUAUUCCAGCAACUUUACCUCAACUAUAUCACUUUCAGGAUUAAUGCUGCUGGCUUACACCAAGUACGAUAAUUAUAACAGUAAUGAUAUAGUUUUAAAAAUUAGAUUAAUUUUAAAUCUAAAAGAAUAAAUGCUAUAACAAUGGCAUAAUGGCAUAUGGAAUCACAUAACUUUUUUCCAGCUGAUUAAUGAUAAUUUUCCAAAUUAAUAUCCAGUCUCACUCAAAAAGUUCUCACAUUAUUAAUUACAUAAAAAUAAGAAAAAUGUUGCAUAAUCAGUAUCACGUUGAGCCUCAUAUUGAUGGUUUUGUCUUA